GGUGGGCCCCAUGAAGACCAAAGGCUGGAACAGGUGGCGCUCUUCGAUAGCCGCCAGCCCUACCGAUCGUGUUCGAAAGGAGUGGCCCCAGGGGCAAUUCAGUGAUUGCGGUGCGGGCGAAGAAGAAGAGGAAUCAUCGAGUGAAGACGCGAGCAAGAGAGUGUACUUGGAGCCCAUGCGAAUCCGGCUCGAUCGAGGGGGAUAUGGGAGUGAGUGAGUAAAGAAAGCUUAAAUAGUACAAGAAAGUUGUUGUUUACGAAGGGAAUCGUAUCAAGAUGAAAAUCUUUUCUGCGGGGCACUCGAUGGCAUGCUCAGCAAAAAGCUGCAGGGCGGAAAUUGAAAAGAAAAGAAGACGGAAGAAGGAAUGCCACAGCGGUAGCAGUGAUGGAUGCGUGGAUCGAUGGCUGCUGUUGGACAGGAAACAUCUCAUUGAUUUGUGUGACGGUGUGAGUAGAAUCAAUAUGAAUGUCUCUGUGAAUUCCAAUCGGUCAGAGCAUUGGCAAAUGAGAUUGGACAGUUAUUGUACCUUUAUUUCUCGGGAAAGCCAAAUUUGCUGACAGCAAAACUGUCACCGGAAGUAGUGAGCACAGUACCGUAGGCUCUCUGUCUGAGGUGACUCGGGUUUUGAAUUUCACCCGUUCCCUUGGAUGAUAGGUUGCUGGAACAGUGGUUAGGGACAAUGAGUUCUGUGAGGAGUGAAAACGUGAAGAGGGGAAUUUUUCUUUGCUUAUCUUUUAACUCCGUUUGGCGUGAUCGAUAUAUUUGCCUUGUCAUCCAGCUUCCCUCUCUCCAGUAGCACGGCAGGGCAGGUUGUGUUGAUCAUCUUGAUUUUCUAGGACGGAAUAAGUUUCUCUCUUUUUCCUCAUCUUUAUCGUUUUUCAGCACCGCCCCAUCUUCUUCUGUUAUCAGUACGGAACAGAGUAUCAUGUAUUUCUCUCCUUUUCCACGUUUGCCUUUCACCAGUGCCGUCCCACCUUCUCCUUCCAUCAGCAUCUGCAUCGCCCUCAACUCUGAUGUCUACAAAGUUUCACGAGUUGUUCUUCCGUUUCUUACUUCUGAUACUCUUGCGUUGGUUUUUCAAGCUUUACAAGCCUAACUUGCCUUUUAGUUAACCCGACAUUGUUUGAUGGAUGUCCAUUUAUGUGCAUAACAUAUUAUGCUAGAACUCGAAGAGUACUAAGGCUAUUAAUAAAAGAGGAUGGGAAGACCACAUCAUCAAUUUUUACAUGGAUGAAUCCAAAACAUGUACGAUGUGUCUAGCACCAAUAGCCUUAGAAUGGAAAAUAUGUCGUAAAAAAUAAAAUAUUCCUAUUGUACAAGCAAAACGUUCUAUAU
Molecule: messenger RNA, 1335 nt
Organism: Marchantia polymorpha subsp. ruderalis
Lineage: Eukaryota; Viridiplantae; Streptophyta; Marchantiopsida; Marchantiales; Marchantiaceae
Source: the annotation of a GenBank genome assembly